Messenger RNA from Homo sapiens (human), 6852 nucleotides. RefSeq names its product tenascin XB (gene TNXB). NCBI's taxonomy places the organism in Eukaryota, Metazoa, Chordata, Mammalia, Primates, Hominidae. Gene Ontology annotation, cellular component: extracellular region; tenascin complex; extracellular matrix. Gene Ontology annotation, molecular function: heparin binding; collagen binding. The record is from RefSeq and is marked reviewed.
CAGCCUCCUGAAUGAUGCCAGCCCAGUAUGCUCUAACCUCCAGCCUGGUUCUCCUGGUGCUGCUGAGCACAGCCAGAGCAGGCCCCUUCUCUUCACGGUCCAAUGUGACACUGCCAGCCCCCCGGCCCCCUCCCCAGCCAGGGGGCCACACAGUGGGGGCUGGAGUGGGAAGCCCCUCUUCUCAGCUUUACGAGCACACAGUGGAAGGAGGGGAGAAGCAGGUGGUAUUCACCCACCGCAUUAACCUGCCCCCUUCCACUGGCUGUGGCUGUCCCCCAGGCACCGAGCCCCCAGUCCUUGCUUCAGAGGUACAGGCCCUGAGGGUCCGUCUAGAGAUCCUGGAGGAGUUGGUGAAGGGGCUCAAGGAACAGUGCACUGGGGGAUGUUGUCCUGCCUCUGCCCAAGCUGGCACAGGUCAGACAGAUGUGCGGACCCUCUGCAGUCUCCAUGGUGUGUUUGAUCUGAGCCGCUGCACCUGUUCCUGUGAGCCAGGCUGGGGUGGGCCCACCUGCUCAGACCCCACAGAUGCUGAGAUCCCUCCCUCUUCCCCACCCUCAGCCUCGGGGUCCUGCCCAGAUGACUGCAAUGAUCAGGGUCGCUGUGUCCGUGGUCGUUGCGUGUGCUUUCCCGGCUACACUGGCCCCAGCUGUGGCUGGCCAUCCUGUCCCGGGGACUGCCAAGGCCGUGGGCGCUGCGUGCAGGGCGUGUGUGUGUGCCGGGCAGGCUUCUCAGGCCCCGACUGCAGCCAGCGCUCCUGCCCUCGAGGUUGCAGCCAGAGGGGACGCUGUGAGGGUGGGCGCUGCGUGUGUGACCCAGGCUACACUGGUGACGACUGUGGCAUGAGGAGCUGCCCUCGCGGUUGCAGUCAGAGGGGGCGCUGUGAGAAUGGGCGCUGCGUGUGUAACCCCGGCUACACUGGCGAGGACUGUGGGGUGAGGAGCUGCCCUCGGGGCUGCAGCCAGCGGGGACGCUGCAAGGACGGGCGCUGCGUGUGUGACCCCGGCUACACUGGCGAGGACUGUGGUACGCGGAGCUGCCCCUGGGACUGUGGCGAGGGCGGGCGCUGCGUGGACGGCCGCUGCGUGUGCUGGCCCGGGUACACAGGCGAGGACUGCAGCACGCGGACAUGUCCGAGGGACUGCCGGGGCCGCGGGCGCUGCGAGGACGGCGAAUGCAUUUGCGACACGGGCUACAGCGGGGACGACUGCGGCGUGCGCAGCUGCCCUGGCGACUGCAACCAAAGGGGCCGCUGCGAGGACGGCCGCUGCGUGUGCUGGCCGGGGUACACUGGAACCGAUUGCGGCUCGCGCGCCUGCCCACGCGACUGUAGAGGUCGCGGGCGCUGCGAGAACGGCGUGUGUGUUUGCAAUGCGGGCUACAGCGGCGAGGACUGCGGUGUGCGCAGCUGUCCUGGGGACUGUCGUGGCCGGGGCCGCUGUGAGAGUGGCCGCUGCAUGUGUUGGCCGGGGUACACAGGCCGGGACUGCGGCACGCGCGCCUGUCCUGGCGACUGUCGCGGGCGCGGGCGCUGCGUGGAUGGCCGCUGCGUGUGCAACCCGGGCUUCACCGGUGAGGACUGUGGGAGCCGUCGCUGUCCCGGGGACUGCCGUGGGCACGGCCUUUGCGAGGAUGGCGUGUGCGUGUGUGACGCAGGCUACUCAGGGGAAGACUGCAGCACGCGCAGCUGCCCCGGGGGCUGCCGAGGCCGCGGCCAGUGCCUAGAUGGGCGGUGUGUGUGCGAGGACGGCUACUCUGGCGAGGAUUGCGGUGUGAGGCAGUGCCCGAAUGACUGCAGCCAGCACGGCGUGUGCCAGGACGGUGUGUGCAUCUGUUGGGAAGGCUACGUGAGUGAGGACUGCAGCAUCCGCACCUGCCCCUCCAACUGCCACGGGAGGGGCCGCUGUGAGGAAGGGCGCUGCCUGUGCGACCCAGGCUACACCGGCCCUACCUGUGCCACCCGCAUGUGCCCGGCUGACUGCCGGGGACGUGGGCGGUGUGUGCAAGGAGUGUGCCUGUGCCACGUGGGCUAUGGCGGUGAGGACUGCGGGCAGGAAGAGCCUCCAGCCAGCGCCUGCCCUGGAGGCUGCGGGCCCCGGGAACUGUGCCGGGCAGGCCAGUGUGUGUGUGUAGAGGGCUUCCGAGGCCCUGACUGUGCCAUCCAGACAUGCCCAGGGGACUGCCGUGGCCGAGGAGAGUGUCACGAUGGCAGCUGUGUCUGCAAAGAUGGGUAUGCUGGCGAAGACUGCGGAGAAGAGGUGCCAACCAUUGAGGGCAUGAGGAUGCAUCUCUUGGAGGAGACAACAGUUCGGACAGAGUGGACCCCGGCUCCUGGCCCCGUGGAUGCCUAUGAAAUUCAGUUCAUCCCCACGACAGAGGGGGCGAGCCCCCCAUUCACAGCACGGGUUCCAAGCUCUGCCUCAGCCUAUGACCAGAGAGGACUGGCCCCUGGACAGGAGUACCAGGUCACUGUCCGAGCCCUUCGAGGGACCAGCUGGGGCCUUCCUGCCUCCAAGACCAUCACCACCAUGAUCGAUGGGCCCCAGGACCUCCGAGUGGUGGCUGUGACACCGACAACACUGGAGCUUGGCUGGCUGCGUCCCCAGGCUGAGGUGGACCGAUUUGUGGUGUCCUACGUCAGUGCCGGCAACCAGAGGGUGAGGCUGGAAGUGCCCCCUGAAGCAGACGGGACGCUGCUGACUGACCUGAUGCCAGGCGUAGAAUAUGUGGUGACUGUCACAGCGGAGCGGGGCCGGGCAGUCAGCUACCCAGCUUCUGUCAGGGCCAACACAGGGUCCUCACCCUUGGGCCUCUUGGGGACUACCGAUGAGCCUCCUCCCUCAGGCCCCUCGACGACGCAAGGGGCCCAGGCUCCUCUCCUGCAGCAGCGCCCCCAGGAGCUGGGAGAGUUGAGGGUGCUGGGCAGAGAUGAGACAGGGCGCCUCCGUGUGGUCUGGACCGCCCAGCCUGACACCUUUGCCUACUUCCAACUGCGCAUGCGGGUGCCCGAGGGGCCGGGGGCACAUGAGGAAGUGCUGCCAGGGGACGUCCGCCAGGCUCUGGUGCCUCCACCCCCUCCUGGAACCCCGUAUGAGCUGUCACUUCAUGGGGUCCCUCCUGGGGGCAAGCCCUCUGACCCCAUCAUCUACCAAGGCAUUAUGGACAAGGAUGAGGAGAAGCCUGGGAAGUCCUCAGGCCCACCACGCCUGGGUGAGCUGACGGUGACAGACAGGACCUCCGACUCCUUGCUCCUGCGCUGGACGGUCCCCGAGGGCGAGUUUGACUCCUUCGUGAUCCAGUACAAAGACAGGGACGGGCAGCCCCAGGUGGUGCCCGUGGAAGGACCCCAGCGCUCGGCCGUCAUCACCUCCCUGGAUCCUGGCCGCAAGUACAAAUUUGUCCUGUAUGGGUUUGUUGGCAAGAAGAGGCAUGGUCCGCUGGUGGCUGAAGCCAAGAUCUUGCCUCAGAGUGACCCAAGUCCAGGGACUCCACCCCACCUGGGAAACCUGUGGGUGACAGACCCUACCCCAGAUUCACUGCACCUCUCCUGGACUGUCCCUGAGGGCCAGUUUGACACCUUCAUGGUCCAGUACAGGGACAGGGAUGGACGGCCCCAGGUGGUACCUGUGGAAGGGCCCGAGCGUUCAUUUGUUGUCUCCUCACUGGACCCUGACCACAAGUACAGAUUCACUCUGUUUGGAAUUGCGAACAAGAAGCGGUAUGGCCCCCUCACGGCCGAUGGCACCACUGCUCCAGAGAGGAAAGAGGAGCCCCCCCGCCCUGAGUUCCUGGAGCAGCCCCUCCUGGGGGAACUGACAGUGACCGGCGUGACCCCAGACUCCUUGCGUCUCUCAUGGACAGUGGCCCAGGGCCCCUUCGACUCAUUCAUGGUCCAGUACAAGGAUGCACAGGGGCAGCCCCAGGCAGUGCCUGUUGCGGGGGAUGAGAAUGAGGUUACUGUCCCCGGCCUGGAUCCCGACCGGAAGUAUAAGAUGAACCUCUACGGGCUUCGUGGCAGGCAGCGUGUGGGGCCCGAGUCUGUGGUGGCCAAGACUGCUCCUCAGGAGGAUGUGGACGAGACCCCCAGCCCCACAGAACUGGGCACGGAGGCCCCGGAGUCCCCCGAGGAGCCGCUCCUGGGGGAGCUGACAGUGACAGGAUCCUCCCCUGAUUCGCUGAGCCUCUUCUGGACCGUCCCCCAGGGCAGCUUCGACUCUUUCACCGUGCAGUACAAGGACAGGGAUGGGCGGCCCCGGGCGGUGCGUGUUGGGGGCAAGGAGAGUGAGGUCACCGUGGGAGGCCUAGAGCCCGGGCACAAGUACAAGAUGCACCUGUACGGCCUCCACGAGGGGCAGCGCGUGGGCCCGGUGUCCGCCGUGGGCGUGACAGCCCCACAACAAGAAGAGACCCCUCCAGCCACUGAGUCCCCGCUGGAGCCACGCCUAGGAGAGCUGACAGUGACAGAUGUGACCCCCAACUCUGUGGGCCUCUCCUGGACAGUCCCCGAGGGCCAGUUUGACUCCUUCAUAGUCCAGUACAAGGACAAGGACGGGCAGCCCCAGGUGGUGCCGGUGGCGGCAGACCAGCGAGAGGUCACAGUCUACAACCUGGAGCCUGAGAGAAAAUAUAAGAUGAACAUGUAUGGACUACAUGAUGGGCAACGCAUGGGCCCCCUGUCUGUGGUCAUCGUGACGGCUCCCCUCCCACCAGCCCCAGCCACAGAGGCCUCCAAGCCUCCCCUGGAGCCACGCCUAGGGGAGCUGACAGUGACGGAUAUAACCCCUGACUCUGUGGGCCUCUCAUGGACAGUCCCUGAGGGUGAAUUCGACUCCUUUGUGGUUCAGUACAAGGACAGGGACGGGCAGCCCCAGGUGGUGCCCGUGGCUGCAGAUCAGCGGGAGGUCACUAUCCCUGACCUGGAACCCUCCCGCAAGUACAAGUUCCUGCUCUUUGGGAUCCAGGAUGGGAAACGACGCAGCCCAGUCUCUGUGGAGGCAAAGACGGUUGCCCGAGGUGACGCCAGCCCAGGGGCCCCACCCCGCCUUGGGGAGCUGUGGGUGACAGACCCCACCCCAGACUCACUGCGCCUCUCCUGGACGGUUCCUGAGGGCCAGUUCGACUCUUUUGUGGUCCAGUUCAAGGACAAAGACGGGCCCCAGGUGGUGCCCGUGGAGGGCCAUGAGCGCUCUGUCACUGUCACCCCUCUGGAUGCCGGCCGCAAGUACAGAUUCCUCCUCUAUGGCCUCCUGGGCAAGAAGCGCCAUGGCCCUCUCACUGCCGACGGCACCACGGAAGCCCGGAGUGCUAUGGAUGAUACUGGAACAAAGCGUCCCCCAAAACCCCGUCUGGGGGAGGAGCUGCAGGUGACCACCGUGACCCAGAACUCCGUGGGCCUCUCCUGGACAGUCCCUGAGGGCCAGUUUGACUCCUUUGUGGUCCAGUACAAAGACAGGGACGGGCAGCCCCAGGUGGUGCCCGUGGAGGGCAGCCUCAGGGAGGUCAGCGUGCCGGGCCUGGACCCUGCCCACAGGUACAAGCUGCUGCUCUACGGGCUGCACCACGGCAAGCGUGUGGGCCCCAUCUCGGCCGUCGCCAUUACUGCCGGCAGGGAAGAAACGGAAACUGAGACCACGGCCCCGACCCCUCCAGCGCCUGAGCCCCACCUCGGGGAGUUGACAGUGGAGGAGGCCACGUCACACACCCUGCAUCUCUCCUGGAUGGUGACUGAGGGAGAAUUUGACUCCUUCGAAAUCCAGUACACAGAUAGAGACGGGCAACUCCAAAUGGUCCGCAUAGGAGGUGACCGGAAUGACAUCACCCUCUCUGGCCUGGAAUCCGACCACAGAUACCUGGUGACCCUGUAUGGUUUCAGUGAUGGGAAGCAUGUAGGUCCUGUCCAUGUCGAGGCCCUGACAGUCCCGGAGGAGGAGAAGCCUUCAGAACCUCCCACCGCAACCCCCGAGCCCCCCAUCAAGCCUCGCCUGGGGGAGCUGACCGUGACAGAUGCCACCCCUGACUCCCUCAGCCUGUCCUGGACAGUUCCCGAGGGACAGUUUGACCACUUCCUGGUCCAGUACAGGAAUGGAGAUGGGCAGCCCAAGGCAGUGAGGGUGCCAGGGCACGAGGAAGGGGUCACCAUCUCGGGCCUGGAGCCAGACCAUAAAUACAAGAUGAACCUGUACGGCUUCCACGGUGGCCAGCGCAUGGGCCCUGUGUCUGUCGUCGGGGUGACAGCUGCAGAGGAAGAGACCCCCAGCCCCACAGAACCCAGCAUGGAGGCCCCGGAGCCCGCUGAGGAGCCGCUCCUGGGGGAGCUAACAGUGACAGGAUCCUCCCCUGACUCGCUGAGCCUCUCCUGGACCGUCCCCCAGGGCCGCUUCGACUCCUUCACCGUGCAGUACAAGGACAGGGACGGGCGGCCCCAGGUGGUGCGUGUUGGGGGCGAGGAGAGUGAAGUCACCGUGGGGGGCCUGGAGCCUGGGCGCAAGUACAAGAUGCACCUGUACGGCCUCCACGAGGGGCGGCGCGUGGGCCCAGUGUCUGCUGUGGGCGUCACGGCCCCCGAAGAGGAGUCCCCUGAUGCUCCUCUUGCAAAGCUGCGCCUAGGGCAGAUGACAGUGAGAGACAUCACCUCCGACUCCCUCAGCCUCUCCUGGACAGUCCCCGAGGGCCAGUUUGACCAUUUCUUGGUCCAGUUUAAGAAUGGGGACGGGCAGCCCAAGGCGGUGCGGGUGCCGGGACACGAGGAUGGGGUCACCAUCUCGGGCCUGGAGCCAGACCACAAGUACAAGAUGAACCUGUACGGCUUCCACGGUGGCCAGCGCGUGGGCCCCGUGUCUGCUGUUGGUUUAACUG